Messenger RNA from Limanda limanda (common dab), 4389 nucleotides. Its product is annotated as E3 ubiquitin-protein ligase RBBP6-like. Gene Ontology annotation, molecular function: nucleic acid binding; zinc ion binding; ubiquitin protein ligase activity. The record is from RefSeq and is a predicted model, not a curated record. Gene Ontology annotation, cellular component: nucleus. The transcript is spliced from 17 exons. Gene Ontology annotation, biological process: protein ubiquitination; ubiquitin-dependent protein catabolic process; mRNA processing. The annotation marks the transcript as partial. Lineage: Eukaryota; Metazoa; Chordata; Actinopteri; Pleuronectiformes; Pleuronectidae.
AUGUCGUGUGUUCACUACAAGUUUUCAUCCAAACUGGACUACCACACAGUCCCUUUCGAUGGGCUGCAUAUCACCCUCAAGGAGCUAAGAAAGCAGAUUAUGAGCCGGGAGCACCUCAAGGCCACAAAAGGUGACCUGCAGAUCACCAAUGAGCAGACUGGUGAAGAAUAUACCGAUGAUGAAGCCCAAAUCCCGAAACACUCCUCCGUGAUUGUGCGUCGCACUCCGCUUGGUGGAGUAAAGCCCGCUGGCAGGACGUUCAUUGUAGAUCGUUCUUCCACAGCAGUGGUUGCAUCAUCUAGACCCACGGAUUCUUCUCCUUCUAUGUCACUUGCCCAACUCGCGAAGACAGCUAACCUGGUUGAUGCAAAUGCAUCAGAGGAUGAUAAGAUCAAAGCCAUGAUGUCUCAGUCAAACCAUGAAUAUGACCCCAUACAUUAUUCCAAGAAAGCAGUUGGACCUCCACCCGCUCACUAUGUCUGUUAUCGUUGUGGAAAGCCUGGUCAUUACAUUCGACAGUGCCCCAUGCUGUUGGUACAGGACAAGAGUGUGGAGGGUCCUAAACCAGUUAGGAUAAGUAAGGGGAUUCCUCAGAGUUUCAUGGUGAUAGCAGAGCCUGGCACCAAAGGAGCCAUGUUAACCAGCACUGGAGAAUAUGCAAUACCUGCAAUAGAUGCGAAAGCGUACGCAAAAGGAAAGAAGGAGCGCCCCCCCUUUGUUCCACAUGACCAGUCACCAUCUGAGGUCGAUGCAGAGCCAAUCCCUGACGAGCUCCUGUGUCCAAUCUGCAACGACCUGAUGAGGGACGCAGUAGUUAUACCCUGCUGCGGAAACAGUUUCUGCGAUGAUUGUAUCCGGACGGCCUUACUGGACUCAAAGGAGCACAUCUGCUUCACAUGCAGACAAUCAGAUGUUUCACCUGAUAAUCUCGUCAUCAACCGAGGUAUUCGAAAGGCUGUGAGUAAAAUCAGUUGUGGAUUAGGAUACAGCCAACAUUUAUGCAAGCAGGUCCAACAGGCAGCGCUGCCUCCGCCUCGCCUCCAGAUGUUCAGGCCUCUGCACUCAAGACAGCAGGACCCACUUCUGGCCAAUGUCACUCACCCCCCCCCUGCAAUCGUACCCACUGCUGCACCUCAAACACAGGUUCAGCCCCCUGCACCCUCUCCUCCUGCUCCUGUUUCCACUGCUGCGACUGCUACUGCUACUGCUGCUGCUCCUACUCCACCUCAUGCUGUUGCUGUCGAAGAUCAAGAUGUUUCACCAGCUCCGGCACCUGUCGCUGACCAACAUUCUCCUAUGCACUCUACCAGCCAGGGCGAGCCACCCCCACCUGGUGAAAUGAAUCAUAAACCUACUGUGAGACGAAGCCCAGAAAAUAACCCAGAAAUUGGACCACACGGCUACCAUUUAUCUGUUCUUGGCCUACCGCCACCGAUAAGGCUGCCACAUCCUCCAUCAGGUCACCAGUCACGACCCCAUCACCCUCACCGAGGAGGAGGCAGAGACUGGGAGAGCUCCUACACAGGUAGAGGAGAUCACACCCCCGCCCACCUCCAUAUAGCUCCACCUCAUGGACCAGCUCCUCCGGUGUACCCGUCUCAAUACCUGUACCCGCCCCCACCACAGUCCUACCCUCCUCCAUACACAUCUUGCUUUAUACCCCCUCCUCCAUUCGGUUACCCGCCCCCACCAAUUUAUGCCUCUGGACCACCGGGGCGCAACCCUCCCUGGAUCCCCCCUGGUGUCCAGCCCCCUUUACCCCACCUUGAACCCCCCCUCUCUCAGCCCCCCCGCUCCAGGGAAUAUUGCUACAGACAAAGGCAGCAACAGGACCAAACUACAUCCAACCUUAAUGAUUUUACUAUAGACUUCCACGGAGAGCUUAUGAAGUACAAAAAUUCACCAAAGAGACGAAGACCAUCUUAUUCCAGGUCAAGGUCAUUCAGUCGUUCUCCAUUCGGCCGCUCAGAGUGCACUCGCUCUAGAUCAAGAUUUAGAUCCAGGUCUUACUCUUAUUCCCCGAGUAGAUCCCGCUCCCGUUCACGCUCCCAUGGGCGGUCUUUUCAGGGCUCCCCUUAUUCCAGCCACAAUGAGCGCCGUUGCAGACGUUCGCGGUCAAGGUCCCACUCACUCUUGCGGUUUCCUUCUCCCUUACGGGCCGGACCCUGGGAGGGAGCAGAAGGACAGGAACCCUUCAGGUCCCGGUCUGGCUCCCCUGGUGGCUUCUGGAACUGCAGCCCUGGUGGACGGAAGCCACCACCUCGGGAGCCUCCACCAUAUAGAUUCAAGGGACCAAGUCCUGGAGGCCAUGAUCGCUGGGAGAGAGAAAGGCAUCGACAAUGGGAAAAGGAGUACACAGACUGGUACAACAAACACUACAAAGACUACGACAACCAACAGCCCUCACUUCAUCACAGAGGUCGCGGCAGCAGAGAUAGGAAGAGGGACAGAAUGUCUCCGUUACCCAGAGAUUACUCCCCUCAGGGGAGAGGAAGAAGAGGUAGGGAAGAGAGAGGUGCUCCCCCUCACCAUCCUCCAUCCUCUUCAUCAUCAGGGACUAAGUCCAGCACAAAAGUCCUUAAAACAAAGAAAGCAAAAAAGAAGAGGCCAGGGGAGGAACCUGAGACAUCACACUAUUCAGCAGACAGAGGUGAUGCUACUCCUGUCAGAGAUGAACCGAUGGAUGAAAUCACCUCAAUCAAUAAAACACCUCCCAGCUCCUCAAAACCUGCAUCUGGCUCUGGAGUCGCUAAAGUUCCUACUUCAAAAAGUCCUGCUGCACCUGCUAAGCCCUCAAACAAGACCGUAUCCAAGACCCAGUCUGAUAAGACCAGGAAAGAGAAGGCUCAGAAAGUGAAGCCUAAAGUCAAGACAGAGGCUGUGAAGACAGAGGCUGUGAAGACGGAGGCUGUGAAGGCAAAGAACGACAAGGUAAAGAAAAAGACAACAGAAGUAGUGGUCAUCAAAAAGAAAGACUCCUCGUCCUCCUCUGUCGCUAAACCAGUUAAGACCAUUAAAGCAAAUCCAGAAGAUAAUAUCAACUCGAGUAAAAGCUCUUCAGUGAGGCCUCCCCUGCUUAAGACCCCUCCACUGUCCUCCGGGAUCCUUCCUCUACCUCAUCCUUCUCUUCACGAUGGCCCUCGACUCAGCCAUGACAUUCAGGGAGGAAGAGAUCUUCCAACAGGUAGUGGUCUCCUCCCAAUCUCCCAUCCACAUGGACUCCCGCUCCACCAUGGACCUCCCUCUCCGUUGGACGGACGGAGGAGGAUGGGGGAUGAGGGCCGCUCUUUACUGGGACCUCCUCCUGGAAAGCUGCGGAGGAUAGAUGGAUUAGGGGGUUGCAGCGAUGUCCUCUCCCACUCACACAUGUCUCACCAGCCCCCGCUCCACAGACUCCAACUCCCUUCAGACAGACUCGGUCUUCUUCCCCAUCCUGAGAACAGUGAGAUGAUCCAAGGAGACGCAGAUGGAGGAACCAUUAGACCUCUAAUGGACCUGCCGGUGGGGAGGAGGAUGAUCAAGUUGAACAGAGAUCUGGGGAGAAAAGGCAGCACUGAGACAUCUGCCUCAGACAGAGCACCAUCAGGUCCUGAGAAGAUAUCGUCCACAUCAGACCAAUCAGCUUCUUCCAGCGUUUCUGAAGGUGACAGAUCCAACAGUACAACAGAAGGGGCUGGACGAAAGGAGCGAUCUGCCUCUGGAGAGAGGAGAGCCUCUCGCGAAAGACCAGGGAGUGCUGGAGAGAGACUGCCGGGCUCAGACCGAGAGCAGGACAGAGUCUCAGGACCAGACAGAGAUCGAGACAGAGUGUCUGGAUCAGACAGAGACAGAGGUGUGGGUUCUGAAAGAGAGAGAGAGAGGGACCAGGUUUCGGGAUCGAGCUCUCAGAAAGCAGCAGCGACAGCGGAGAGAGACGGCGACAGUGAGAGCUCUCGGUCGACUCAGGAGACAAAGAGAAGCUCAGUAAAAGACCAGAAGAGCGAAUCCUGUGAGGCAACUUCUGACAAACCCACCAAAUCAAAAAUGGUGAGGGAGGAGGAAAGAGGAUUAAAAGAUGAAGGGAGAUCUGCAGCCAGGGAGGAGGGGAGAGGAGUGACCGUGAAGGAGGAGAGAUCAGAAGAAGGGAGAGGCGGAGGAGGACGAGAGGAGAGUCGUGGUCCAGAGCCCAGGAGACAACGUUUGUGUUCUGACCUGGGCCGUGAGACGGACGAGGCCGCCUUCGUCCCCGACUACAGCGAAGGUGAAGGCUCGGAGCCGGAGAGAGGAAGGAGCAGCCCCAGCCAGUCCGUCAGCCAAGCCUCCCGAAGCGGCAGCCAGAGCAACCCCAGCGACUCGGGGACCACCACCACUGCAGACAAGAAAAAGAAGAAACACAAGAAACAGAAAAAG